Molecule: messenger RNA, 1719 nt
Organism: Aplysia californica (California sea hare)
Lineage: Eukaryota; Metazoa; Mollusca; Gastropoda; Aplysiida; Aplysiidae
Product: SLAIN motif-containing protein-like
Exons: 9
Coding region: 122-1477 (451 amino acids)
Biological process (GO): microtubule nucleation; positive regulation of microtubule polymerization; cytoplasmic microtubule organization
Cellular component (GO): microtubule plus-end
Source: RefSeq, a predicted model, not a curated record
AUUAUUUCACGCAUGCGCAAACGAUAGAAACUUUGCCAAGAUGGCGUCGUUUUUGUGUUAGUGUAAUGUAGGUGGAGAACGUUCGACAAUAUCUGUUUAACAGCGCAGGGACGGUUUAAAUAUGGAUGGUCCUGACGCUUUGAUUGAUCCCCAGAAUGAAGUUAGAAAGCUUCAAGAGCUUGUUAAGAAGUUAGAGCGUCAAAAUGAAGUUUUGCGAGGCAAACAAGGGAGUGUUCAUGACAAGCAACGACAGAACGGUGAUGUUGACGAUAUCAGUAGCAGAAACAAUUUUGUAAACAAUGUAGAAGCUGACUCAGACGAUGUCUCAAAACUGAAGAGCCGGGGUAGUUAUGCACUUGACGACUUUGAUGAUGUGGAUCAUUCUGAAUUGCCAAAGGAAGAAGAUAGUUGGUUGUACAGUCCCUCCAAAGUGGGGACACCCCAACAGUCAGAGGAGCGGUUGAUGUCAUGGGUCCGGCAAGACUUUGAUCACCCUAGUCCUGAGAUGGAGUCUUCUCGGAGAGCAUUGUUGUUGAAGCUUGAUGAGGUUGCAAGAAUGAAGCAUAGCUCUAGUUCACCAGUCCUAGGUAGCCAGCCCGCUGCCAGCCGGUCGGCCACGUCUCUGAGCAGGUCGACGGAGGAGAGUAGCACCCCGUCACGGGGGAUGGCGCUCCGUAAAUCUGGCCUUGUGGCUCCAGGAUCCAACAGAGGUGCGUUUGACUCGGGUACCUUCACACGACCAAAGAGAGUGGCCAAUGGCGGCCCGCCGAUGCACGGAGAGGGGGACCAUUUGCACGAGACCCCCAACGUGCCUAAUGCGGCUGACAUAGAGAACCUUGCCAAACUACAGGAAGAAAGCCUUCGACAGAGCAUAACCCCUGCCAGCAGAAAAGGCAUCAGGGCAAAGCAUGAUUUAAUAGAAGGUGACACAGCACGGCUGAGCCCAAGUCGCUUUGAUGUGGAAGGGUCCUACCUGUCCCAGCAUCGAGGCAGCCUGGGUUCCGAGCACAGCACGCCACCCGACAGUCCGCAGUACAACCAGCAGUUUCAGCUCAGCAGUUCCCACGAUUCGCGGAACCGUCGCAACCUGUCCAUGGUGGCAAGCCUCCAGCACAAGUCCCACAACUCAAGCGACUCGAGCCUUGAGCGGCACAGCGUCAACAGCGACGAGAUGAACCUGGCCCCCGAGUCGAUCCGGGCGCCCUCCUCCCGCCUCCAGCAGCCCAACUACCGCAACGGGGCCAGCCCCAAGCGGCCCAUCACCCCAAACCUGUCCCCGUCUCCCCAGCAGGGCCAACAGGUCAGGGGCCUGUCCCCACAGCGGACCAGUGGUCUUCCCACGGCGCGCCGACAAAUCGCCCGGCCCACCACGGCUCCCAGGUCGUCUUUACCCACGUUUAGGAGGGCAAAUGCUCCGGCCCGUAAACCCCCUUCAUCUCAGGAAGGGGAGGAGAACUGGAGAGACGGCUGCUUUUGACACCAAGUGCUUAUUUUCUGGCGCCGCCUCCUCUUUCGUUCCGUCUCGUCUGCUAUUUAUAGACACCAGCAAGGUCCAUUGGUUGCCUGUGUGAGCGUCGCCCGAUAGAACUACUGCCAGGCUUCUGUUUUGUUGCUUCUAUCUGUUUGAGAUCUCAUCCACACUUGAUAGAUUUUUGUUUUUUCUCUUGACUGGAAAGGGAUUCAUGUAAAUACACUUCACCCCUUCCCCCCCUUGGCCCC